Messenger RNA from Leucoraja erinaceus (little skate), 1648 nucleotides. RefSeq names its product probable voltage-dependent R-type calcium channel subunit alpha-1E. The transcript has 2 exons. The coding region runs from base 160 to 684 and encodes 174 amino acids. The record is from RefSeq and is a predicted model, not a curated record. Lineage: Eukaryota; Metazoa; Chordata; Chondrichthyes; Rajiformes; Rajidae.
CACGAGCACAGAGCGAUUCGCGCGAUACAUAAAUCUAACGGAGUUGUAUGCUAGCAAUCGGGAGUAAGAGGGACUGAAUGUGAAUCUUACAGUGAAUUUUAGAUCGGUGGAAGUGCGGUUCUAACCGAGAUGUCGGCGAUUGUGUGAAUCGAAGAGAGGAUGGCUCGUUUUGGGGAAGGAGUGGGCAGCCUAUCUGUCGAUGCCGGCUCGGAGCAGGGAAGGAGCAGGCACCAGGUGCCGGUGACGGGGGAGACGGCGGCGGCGGCGGCAGCGGCUGCAGCAGCGGGUGCAGCUGCAGCGGUGGCGGCGGCAGCAGCAGCGCAGGGCCCGGCCGGAUUCAAACAGACCCGAGCACAGCGAGCACGCACCAUGGCUCUCUACAACCCCAUCCCCGUGCGGCACAACUGCCUGACGGCCAACCGCUCGCUCUUCCUGUUCGGAGAGGACAACAUCAUCAGGAAGUCGGCCAGAAGGGUCAUUGAGUGGCCAUAUCCUUCCACUAGCGAUGGUUUUAGCUGUCUCUAUUCUGUUCACCUCCCCACCCUCGCACUGUCACACACAGAAAUUGGCCUUUCAGCCAACCGCCUCUCCCUCCCCCACACCCUUCUUCCCCCUUUCCAAUGCCAACCAUAUCAACCAUGCCAACCUUUCUCAUCCGACCCUAAUCCCAUUUGCCCAGUUUAGGUCUGUUUUAUUUACGACCUGCCUAGUUAAAGGUCUUUCUGAAUGUCUCUUAAAUGGAGUCAUUGUAUCACAAUCUCCUUUGGCAGCGAGUUCCAGAUAUCAAAUGCACUCAUUGGGGAAAAAAAACAUUCUCCUCAAACCACAUUUAAAACUCCGUCCUUUCACCUUAGACAUACCUAUUCCCAUGUUUUUCAUACUCCAACAACUGGAAAAAAACACCUUGACUAUCAUUCGAUAGUUUUUCGACAUUUCCGCUACCGACAACGUGAUCCCACCACCAGACACAUCCUCCCCUCCCCACCUCUUUCUACUUUCUACAGAGACACUGUCUCCAUGGCAGGUUCACCCAUCCUUCCUCACCCAUCCUUUCCCUUCCCUCAGGUACUUUCCCCACCAACCAUCUUCUUCCUCACCACUAUCCAUGUGAGGCAAAGAUUUCCAUGUACAUCUCCAAGUAGGUCUAUCGCAUUAAUUGCUCUCGAUGUGGCCAUAUCUGCAUUGUUCCCACACUGGUGAGACCAAGUGCAGACUGGGAGACCACUUUGCUGAGCACCUGUGUUCUGUCCGCCAUGGCCCCUUAACACUGUUAGUUGCUAGCUAUUUUAAUUCCUCUUCCCCUUUCCACACUGACUUAUCUGUCCUCGGUCUCCUUUCCUGCUAGGAUUAGGCCAAGUGCAAACUAGAGGAAGAAUACCUCAUAAUCUGAAGAUAGACACAAAAAGCUGGAGUAACUCAGAGGGACAAGCAGCAUCUCUGGAGAGAAGGAAUGGGUGACGUUUCGGGUCAAGUUUUUUCAGAGCUCUUCUACCUCAUAUUCUGCCUGGGUAGUUUCCUGCCCAACGGUAUGAAUGUUGAAUUUUCCAAUUUCAGGCAACCUGUUCCCCCUCUGGCACAUUAUGUCUCUUUGCGAUGUAUCCAGGUUACAUCCCACACCCUUUCCCAUUCACUUCCUUCUUCCCAGCCC